UACCAAACAAAAAUCUACGCCGCUUCUGCGCAUGGCAUUGUCUGAUGUCAGCUGGAUUGUGUUUACAAAACAAAAUCGACACAAAUUUGUUUACCUCCGCUUCUUUGCAUCCAACCCAACUGGCACAACCAGUCCUUUGUGACCGUUCUGCGUGUAGAUUGCGUGUCUCAUUAAUACAAAUAUUUCCGUUGUAAUUAGUUCUAAUUGAUUCAAUUGUUUUGCACAGUUAUUUUCCAGCAACGCAGAACAACCUCUCCGCGCCAUUAGUUAGUAUGGAUAAAAGUGCAGCACGGGACAAACGUCGCAAGGACAAGCACCACAAGAAGCCACCUCCGGCCAAACCUGCUUCCGGCGGGGCAUCAACUAAACCCCCAAAAGAGACCCCACCUAUCCCCAGUUCAGCGCCGUUGAUAGUGUGUGACGUGAAUAACUUCUCGCGCCGGCCAAUCGAAUCCAACUGGAACAGCGGCAAGGAUCUCCCUUCCUCGGGGGGAAGCGACUCCGAAGACGAGCAACUGCGGGCUGCCGAUUUCGAGAAGCUUCUGCAGAUGCCCCCGUCCGUCAGUGGCCAUUUGUUCCUCAGCACCGAAAAGCACUGGCUUAGUGAGAGCGAGGAAGGCAUCAAGACCGGGCAGCACUUCCAGAUCGACACCAAGCAGCUGACGGCCAGUUUGGCAUCGAUUCCGUUUUACGAGCGGAACGACUAUCCGAGCGAGCUGUUCUCCAAGCAGGAAAUCGAUUCCAUGAAAUUGAAAGCUCAAUACGAAGCGAAAAAGUACGACGAACUUUGUCAACGGUCGAAAACAACGUCCGGAAAGAUGGCGGAUAAACCGAAACCACCGGUCAAGUGCCUUAUUGGAGCAGGGUCGCUUCCUCCCCAACCGGAGAGAGUUCAGAAGGCCAGGCCGGAAGUGGAACAUCCGCCUCCUCCUCCUCCUCCCCGGCCGGUGCCAUGUUUGAUUGGUCCGAUGGCGUUGCCACCGGAACUGAGGAAUGAACCCAACGUGACUGGAGGAACCGCACGGCUGUCGGAACGACUUGGGGAGGGGAGUUUAGCAGACGGUUGCGAACCCGUUCCUAUUGGGAAUGUUAAUGAGCAACAAGCUGGGCGAUCGAGCUCGUCUGGGGAUGGGAAACGAGUGAAUGAUCAGAGUAAUUUGGGAGGUAAAUCGAAAGACGAGGUCCAGAAGGAGACAAAGGAAGAUAUUCAACAGUGGCUUGGCGAUAUUUUGGAUAUGUAAGUACAUAUGUAAUUUUAUUAUUAAAUGUUUGUUGAAAAAUUUUAUGAAUUCUCUGGAAAGAACUUGCCUUGGUGUU
This is a messenger RNA of Aedes albopictus (Asian tiger mosquito), 1317 nucleotides long. RefSeq names its product cell death regulator Aven (gene Aven). The coding region runs from base 273 to 1241 and encodes 322 amino acids. The transcript is spliced from 2 exons. The record is from RefSeq and is a predicted model, not a curated record. Lineage: Eukaryota; Metazoa; Arthropoda; Insecta; Diptera; Culicidae. Gene Ontology annotation, biological process: negative regulation of G2/M transition of mitotic cell cycle.